Messenger RNA from Penicillium subrubescens, 2134 nucleotides. RefSeq names its product MFS transporter. Gene Ontology annotation, molecular function: transmembrane transporter activity. Gene Ontology annotation, biological process: transmembrane transport. Bases 165 to 2021 code for a protein of 618 amino acids. The record is from RefSeq and is a predicted model, not a curated record. NCBI's taxonomy places the organism in Eukaryota, Fungi, Ascomycota, Eurotiomycetes, Eurotiales, Aspergillaceae. The transcript is spliced from 3 exons.
AUCUUCUUCGAUCUUUAUUCACUCCGUUAUUCACCUAUCCCGAGGCGCCGCGACGUGCCAAAGCGUCUGGGGCGCUAGCUUAAACUCUGACCCCUCACUGUCAACCAUCAACUGUCAGUCAUCAUCAUUAUCAUCAUCAUCACUAUCAUCAUCGCACAAUCACCAUGAGCAACAACCUCGACCACGACCUCGAAGUCGCCGAGGUCGAGGCGGACCCCAAGAACCAAUCCUCAGGAUGGGACGAGGAAAAGCCUCGAUCCUCAGCCGAGGCUGCUAGGCCUUCGACAUCAGGAUCUAGUAUGUCCUCGACUGGCUCGAGUAGCUCUGUCGAGUACAACCCAAACUUCCAUAGACUGCAGUCGCGGAAUACAGAAAUUGACCUUGAGCGCCGACGAUCAACACUUUCUCAGGCGCUGAGCCGGAUAGAAACUCAACGGCUUCAGCAUUCCAUGACUGUGGGUGAAAGCGUCAAGUCGCGACCAUCCAAGCUUCCUCUACCCGCAUUUGGUGCUGGCAAGCCUUAUCCUCCACAGCUGCCAAACCGGGAAGAUUAUGUUGUUGAAUUUGAUGGACCGGAUGAUCCUCUAUACCCACAAAAUUGGUCACUAAAAACGAAAGUUUGGAUCAGCGCAAUGCUAGCUUUCACCAGUAUCUGCUCAACAUUCGAUUCCGCCGUUUUCAGCUCUUCUUCUAAAGCCGUUGCCAAAGUCUUCGGUGUUGGUCUCGAAGUCUCAACUUUGUCCAGUUCACUUUACAUCUGUGGUUAUGCCACCGGUCCUCUAAUCUGGGCCCCUUUAUCCGAAUUGAAGGGUCGUCGCCCACCAAUUAUCUUUGCCAUGCUUGGAUUUGGCAUUUUCAAUACGGGUGUUGCAGUCGCUAAAGAUUUGCAAACCCUCCUGAUUUGUCGUUUCUUCUGUGGUGUAUUUGGUAGUUCGCCUCUGGCAGUUGUGGCAGCUGUCUUUUCCGACAUUUACAACAACCGCACUCGUGGUAUUGCUAUUGCUUGCUUCUCGAGUACAGUUUUCUUGGGCCCUCUUAUCGCGCCAUUCAUUGGUGGAUUUAUCAACAUGUCUUACCUUGGUUGGCGCUGGACCGCCUAUAUCCCAGCUUUCAUGGGAUACGCUGCUUUCGUCAUGAACCUGUUCUUCCUGAAGGAGUCCUAUCCCCCAGUGGUUUUGGUGGAUAAGGCUGCGGAAUUGCGCCGUCGCACGAAGAACUGGGGUAUUCAUGCAAAGCAGGAGGAAAUCGAGGUCGACCUGAGAGAUUUGGUGAUUAACAAUUUCUCCCGUCCUCUGCGACUUCUCAUCAACGAGCCCCUGAUUCUCGCGGUGACAGUCUACCUCAGCUUCAUCUACGGACUUCUCUACUGCUUCUUGACUGCGUACACCCUCGUGUUCCAACAAGUUCACGGUAUGAAUGCUGGAGUCAGUGGCUUGCCCCUGUUUGGCAUGGUGGUCGGCCUUUUCAUUGCUGCCUCAUACAUCAUCCUUUCCAGUGGAGCAUACGUUCGCAAGCUAGAUAAGAAUGGCGGUAUUCCCAUUCCCGAGUGGCGUCUUCCACCAGUCAUUGCUGGUGGUGCACUUUUCGCUGCUGGAAUUUUCUGGUUCGGAUGGACUGGAUUUAGCAGCGAAAUCCACUGGAUUGUGCCCACGCUUAGUGGGUUGUUUACUGGAUUUGGCCUCUUGAUCAUUUUCAUCCAGCUAUUCAACUACCUGAUUGAUACCUAUCUUAUGUUUGCCGCUUCUGCCAUCGCCGCCAACACCUUCUGCCGUUCCAUGGUGGCAGCCAGUUUCCCCCUUUUCUCGCGCCAAAUGUUCCAAAACAUGGGUAUACAGUGGGCCUCCACACUGCUCGGCUGUCUCGCCGUGUGCCUAAUCCCCAUUCCCGUGGGAUUCUACUUCUUUGGAAAGAAGAUGAGAAUGAAGAGCAAGUAUGCGCCAUUCUUUGAGCCCGCAACUGAGGCGCAUGCUGUGGAGCAGGAAGAGGAUUUUGAAGAAAAUGAGGCAGAAGAACGUGCCUGAAAAGAUACCCCCAAAAUAUGGAUGAUUCUAAGCCCUGAAUGGGUUUAAAAAUAAUCAAUUUAGUUAAUAUUAGAGAUAAGCAUGUGCUUAAUACAGUGAAUAAUGUUCUGCUG